Molecule: messenger RNA, 5984 nt
Organism: Mauremys mutica (yellowpond turtle)
Lineage: Eukaryota; Metazoa; Chordata; Testudines; Geoemydidae
Gene: ENPP5
Product: ectonucleotide pyrophosphatase/phosphodiesterase family member 5
Exons: 5
Coding region: 152-1543 (463 amino acids)
Source: RefSeq, a predicted model, not a curated record
CCCCCCGGGGGUAACAAUAUGUUGCGGGGCCGGCUCCGCGCCCUGGCCCCCGGGGACACCGCUCUAUGGCGGGGGGCGGUGCUGGCUCCCCUGGGGAUCCCGACAUAUGAGAGAUACCAACUUUGCGCCUGAGUGAAAAAGCUUUUCCAGGAUGGCUUUGAAUUGCUACUGGGGAGUCUUGGCAGUCUGUAUGAUGACUUUUCCAAGCACACUUUGUUUCCAGCAGGACCAGUCCAGAGUGUUACUAUUAUCUUUUGAUGGAUUUCGAUGGGAUUACAUUUAUAAAUUCCCAACGCCUAACUUUCAUUAUAUCAUGAAGAAUGGUGCUCAUGUUAAACAGGUUACUAAUGUGUUUAUUACGAAAACUUAUCCUAAUCAUUAUACAAUGGUGACAGGUCUCUAUGCAGAGAGCCAUGGCAUAGUCGCUAAUGAAAUGUAUGAUCCUGUCCUGAACAAAACUUUCUCCCUGAACAGCAUGAACAUCUAUAAUUCAAAGUUCUGGGAAGAGGCCUGUCCAAUAUGGGUCACCAACCAAAUGGAAGGACAUAGAACCGGAGCUGCUAUGUGGCCUGGAACAGAUGUAAAAAUACAUGGAGUCUUUCCUACGCACUAUAUGUUUUACAAUGAGUCUGUUUCAUUCGAAGAUCGAGUUGACAAACUUAUUGAUUGGUUUACCUCAGAAGAACCCAUCAAUUUUGGUCUUCUGUACUGGGAACAGCCUGAUGCGAUGGGGCAUGUUUUGGGCCCAGAAAAUCCACGUAUGGGCGCAGUCAUUAGUGAGAUUGAUGACAAGCUGGGAUAUCUUGUGUCAGAACUGAAGAAAGCAAAGUUGUGGGACACACUGAAUAUCAUAAUCACAAGUGACCAUGGAAUGGCACAGUCUUCUUCAGAAAGGCUCAUAGAGCUUGAUCAGUACGUGGCUAGAGAGCUGUAUACAAUGGUUGACCAUUCUCCUGUGGUAGCAAUUUUACCAAAAGAAGGCAAACUUGAUGAAGUGUAUGAAGCCUUGGUCAAUGCUCAUCCCAACAUGACUGUUUAUAAAAAGGAGGAGAUUCCAAAUAGAUUACACUACAAACACAACAGUAAAAUUCAACCAAUCUUAGCAAUGGCUGAUAAAGGAUGGGAAAUCUUACAAAACAAGUCUGAUCAACUUCUCUUGGGUAAUCAUGGAUACGACAACGUCCUACCAGAAAUGCACCCAAUCUUCUUGGCCUAUGGUCCUGCCUUUAGAAAGAAUACCACCAAAGAAGCCAUGAGUCUUGCAGAUCUGUAUCCUUUGUUGUGCCAUCUGCUUGGUAUCAGUUCAUUGCCAAACAACGGGUCAUUCAGCAAUGUGGAAGAUUUGCUUCUUACGGAAGUUCCAAGAGACCUGAAUCCGAGAUAUUAUGCACAGGAGUCCUAUGCCUAUUUUAUAGGAGUUUUUCUUGGUAGCAUUCUUGUUGUUGUUUUUCUUCUAGUUUUUAUUAAACACAUAACCCAGAGCCACCUACCUAGAAUGCAGGUACAACACACUGAAAUUUCCCAGCCGUUACUACAAGGGUAAUAUUACUUUCCAAUGAAGGUACUUUAAUAAAAACAAUGAAAAGUUAUUCUAGGUAUUUUGAGCUUAAAAGAAGUUUUCCUAGAAAUUAUUAGGUUAGGAAAUCUGCAAAAAUAAAUGCACAUGGUGCACUGGGGUAAAUAUGUAACAGAUGCGUACAGGGAGAGCAUGUUUCUGUUGCACCAUAUAACCACUUAAUUUUUCAGGGGUUGAAAACCCCUCUAGAUAAUACUGGAAGGAUAUGUAUAUAGAUAUUUAGUACCUUUAAACCCUUGGAUACCUCAUUUUAAGUUAAUAUUGGGAAAUAGAAAUCAUUUUAGAUUCACUAAGCUCUUGGUCCUUAUCUUCUGGAUUUAAACAAAAAUCUAUUUAGGUUAAGAAAAGAGUGUAAGGGAUCCACCGUGGAAGGAUGGGCAGAUAGUAUAGAUUUUAUCCAAAAUGCUCUGAUUUUGUGCAUUCAAUAUAAAUAUCACUAUAAUAGUGUUUGUACAAGUUGCAAAGCCAUGUAUGUCUCUGAAUUCUCUCUCUAAAUUAUAGCAACUAAAAUACAUACCUUGAUAUAUUCCAAUGUUGUUACUAUAAUAAUCAGUCAGUAUUAAAUUUAUUUGAACUGCUAUUUGGUUAAAAAGUUUAAGGCUUCAAUGAACUAAAAUAUUCAAUAGCGAAGUAGGAAAAACAUCGUAACUAACAAGAACCUACAUGGGUCUGUAUCAUACCAGGAAAACUGAGCUGAAUUAUCAAAAGGAUGCUAUCUCAUGGAAGUAAUAGACAACAAAAUAUUGGACACAGCAGGCCAAAUCCCCCCCAGUUUAAGCAGCUGUGAUUCCACUGAUGCCAGUGGAGCUGAGCCCCUACUGCUCAGCAGUGAGUUUGACUGCCCUUUUUAAAUAAUAAUCUUUGCAAGGUGGGGGAUGUGUAGGACUUUCUUUGCAGCCAUAGGGUAAUCUGCAUCACAUUGUUGCAGACAGGAAUCUGGAAAGUUUCCACAGAAACUAUACUGAUGCAGUGGAUACUGCUCAGGAGUGAUGUGGCAAUGAGACCCUCUCUCAUUCAAGAUCUAUUGUAAUUCUAAGUUCUUAAAAACUAGUAAAAUUCUUUAUGUAAAAACAUUUUUUUGUCUGAAUUGUAAAGGGUGGCUUUUGCUUGAAAGUGGAUCAGACAGGAUAGUCUGAAAUAAGCAAGAAAACUGAUAUAAUUAGCAGGAAUUCUUCCUUAAUGCAACUUGUGUAGCAACAAAAUUUGCUUGUGAGCUGUAACUAUAAUUCUGCUGCUGUAGCAGACAUCUUUAUAGCUGAAAUAGAUGAUUGUGCAUUUUGGUCUUUAAUUGUAGCAGGCAGUGUUGUGCAUUUCUAAAUUGAGUUAUAUGACCCACAGAAGGCUGGUGUUUCAUGGGUUGUGGCUUAUUGUCAAAUUGGGGUGGGCAAGAAUACUGAAACUGAGUUGAUAGUCACAGAAUUCAGUUUCAAAACUCAGCAUUGUGUAUAACUUAAUCUGACUCAUGUCUGUGAAAUUCUGUUGUAAUUGUCCUGGGGAGCAUGUGCUAUUGCUCAAUCUCCAUCUUUGCUUAGGUGGUCAAGGAAAAUCACCCUGUGGCCAUAGUGUCUGUAAUGUAAAGCUGCCUGUUGCUGGAGAAGCCCACAUCCUGUUUUUAGUGCCAGAUGAUAACAGAAGUAGACUAGGCAGUAGACUUUGUCUUAAAAGAAUUAUUUUGUUUGAUGAACUAAAACAGAUGAAAAUGGCGUUCACAGUAGUGGUUAAGACCUUGAAGCUCAGAGCAGAUGAACCUAGAUUAAAAUCAGGCUACCAGUAAACUUUACUAACAGAAAGGUCAGGAUCCACUGCAAUCUUUACUUUGGCAAUCUUGUCCUCAGGAAUUGGUGGAAAGUAUUUUGGUUGGAUGGUAAGGGGAGAUGUUUUGUAUAAAAUCUCUACCUUUUCUGAUCUUAGUAACCUAUAUGCAAUAAUUCUCUCAUCAAUUGAAUAAAUGUAUUCAAAUUCAGAACUGAGAGCUACAAUCUGACAGCACUUCCUGCAUUGCAGAAGCCUAGAUAAUCUUCCCUUACUCUGUCCAUUUUCAGUAGCUUCUUCACUCAAGCUCUGUCUCCUCAUCCCCAUGACCUUGGUAUUAAAAAUUUCAUGCAGGAUAGACAAUGUGAUCUUUCUUUGCACAAUUGAAUAGUUAUUUUCUCUCAACGUGGCAGGGACCUUAAUGUGGCUUUUUAGCAAAUGCCACAGUGAGCAAGUAAAUUAUAUCCUCAAGGGUGUAGUAAGCACUUGCAAUUUGUUUUUAUAUCAGGUUAAAAGUUGUAUAAUUCAGUCUGUUAGGCAAUUUACUGAUUUAGGGAAAAAGAAGUUCAGUACAUCUGUCAUCAAUAACAUUUGUACCCAGAAUUCCCAUUAUCUAAACAUACAGUUUAGUGAAGAGCAAUGUGUUCUAAGAGAAAAUUUUGUAUUUGUGAGCCAAUACCCCCAGGAAAAAGGGAUUUUGCUAGUCACAAAACCUGUUUAAGUUGAAGCAUGCACUGUACUGUAAAAAUAACUGACAGGUUUUGAAGGGGGAAGCUGUGUGUUCAGUUGUUUGUUUGACUUUUAUAUCUCUACAAGCUAAAAACUGUCUUUGUUUUCAUGUUUUGUUUUAGUGUAAAUAAAAAACUUUAAUGUCUAUUGUUUAGGAAUAGUUGCAGGACACCUAUCUAAUAUGGGUUAUGUUUAUAAAUGAACAAGCCUAAACCUGUAAGCACAAGAAAUAGUACCAUGGGAGAAGUGUGUUAGAUGCUCCAGCCCAUGCUCUUUGAAAGGGCACAGGGUGUGAUGUGUGUGCCUUUUGAGUACUUUAAGAUUGCAUGUGAUUGAGUUAGUGGAAGCUGGGGUUAAAAUAUAUUGCAACUGUGAGUUCAGGGAAUUGGAAAGCUCGCACUGUUUAACAAAACAAAACACUAAAAUGUGGCAUACUUUGACUCUAGUCAAGAAUGUUCUUUCCUAUCUGUGCUUGCAAACAUAAUUUUGUCAGUGCUAGUAGUGUUCAAGUUAUAACUAAGAUUGAGAACCUGAAACUUGUAACAGUUUUAUGAAAAGAUUUAAUAGGCAUGUGUUUUAAUUACUGAAAUAAUUAAAAGAGUAAAUAGUAAAGAAACAUGGGAGAGUUCUGGUUUCAUAAAUUGAAUGAGCAAACUAAGGGUCUGGGAUAUGAAACUAUAAGGCCUCACAUGUAUUCAUUAUAUUUUGAUAUAUGCAACUUAACAGUCUUCAUAAAAGGUAUUUUCUGGCUGAGUUAACAAUUACUCCUAUUCCUGUCUUUAUUCAAUUACUUUGGAGAGAAGUAAGGUGGAUGAGGAUAAACAAACUCCAGAGUAUGACAUUAUUUAGAAUGCAAACAAACAGCAACAAGCAACAACCAAUCAACAUAGAAACCAAACAUCUUCCCUGUGUCCUGCUAUGACAGCUGUACUUUACUGGGUCACUCAUGUUGUUGGUUCAGGGACUGAACUCUUCAGGACCAACAGCUGGCCUCUUUUGUGCACCUGGAACCCAUUUCUAGUAGUCUGCCAGGCUCAGAAUUUGAAGGGUUUCAGGAUGCAGAGUAGAAGCACUUUUCAAUUUGGCCUUUAUCUGCUGAUCACUCUAGCAGCAGGGAAUAGUGGGUUUUUUUUAUAGCAACUAUUCUAAAGACACUUGUAUUUGCUUUAAACUUGUAUAAGAUGCCAACACAAUGGUUACUGUUUGCAUAUUAAAUACAUUGUUUCUUUCCACGGUCAACAAUUCUACAAUCUAUCUGUGGGACUGUGGACUAGGUGUCCGUGAAAGACUGACUGAAAACUGAACAGAAUUCAGCUAUAGAUACAGAUUUCCAAAGAGGUCCAUGCCUCCAUUUGAAAUUUCCAAAAGGGGUCCACAAAUGAAAGACUGAGAACUGCUGACUUUAUUACAAAAAAGACUUUUUUCCUUUCUUUUAUGACCGACCAUUCAAAAGACUAGAUAUAGAGUCAAAAAUAGCACUAACACUGAAAGCUAUGGGAUAGGGUAGCAAAACAGAUCACAAAACAUAUGGGGUUUCCAUCUCUUGUUAUACUGUAUAUGUAUGGAUAUAAAAAGCUUAGACAGCUACUUAUUGUGACUGGUCAGUUCUAAGAGUUUGCAGCACUUUAGCUUGGAUAGAUUCAGUCUCCAGACACACUAGAGUCCUCAUCCAAGGUUUCUUCACGAUCUGAGUAACUCAACAAAUUACCCAUCAGACAAAGCCUUUGCAAAUAUCCUGUAUAUAUCCAAUUCUUGGUGGCAGUUUGUCCAAAGUGCAUUUUUAACAGUAUUAAUCAAUUCAGGAUUUUGAAAUGGGAUUUUGUAAUUUACAUGAUCUCAUGAUCCAGUGACAGUCUCUCCAGUAAGAUUAUUUUGUUUAGUGGUUUUGUAAUGUCAGUGUUGGAAUAAAUCAAAGUACUUUUACCAA